GAACUAAUUAUUAAUAAUUUUAAUUUUACAAAUAAUUACAAAAGCAAAUAAGUAAAAUAAAUAUUCGUAGUUGGCUGCGUAAUCGAUAUAAGAAUUUCGAAUAAUUUAGAAACUCGAGCGCAAACUCUCGAAUAAAUCAGAAAAACCACUUUCGGUCGGAUAUUACUGAGUGAUAAGGAAUUCCCAUUCCGGACAUCCCUGGUCCGCCAUUGCUACUUUUUCAAUCGUCAAGUAUAGUAUUUCACAAGGGGAGCGAUUAUAAUAAUCAAAUAUUUACAAAAAAAAUUCGCGAUCGAUUCUCCUCUAUUCCACCAGAAUCGUCAUGAUAAUAUGAAGAUCGCUUAUUUUCUAAAUUCGAGUGCUAAAACGAGUGAAGUGAAUCGUUUCUUAUUUUGACUUUUUUUGUAACUGUUGUGCAGUGUCUCCUUUGUUUUGUUAAUUUUUGUGAUAAAACUAAUUGAAAUAUUACCAUUAUGGAAGCAAUAGCGAAACACGAAUUCAACGCCACCGCCGAUGAUGAGCUUAGUUUUAGAAAAGGUCAAGUUUUAAAAAUUUUAAAUAUGGAAGAUGAUAUGAAUUGGUAUAGGGCCGAACUGGACGGCAGAGAAGGCCUCAUUCCUAGUAACUAUAUCGAAAUGAAGCCCCACGAGUGGUACUACGGAAGAAUAACUAGAGCAGACGCUGAAAAGUUGCUGUUAAACAAGCAUGAAGGGGCCUUUUUAAUUCGAAUAAGCGAAUCGAGUCCGGGGGAUUUUUCAUUAUCCGUAAAGUGUUCCGACGGCGUCCAACAUUUCAAAGUCCUCCGCGAUGCGACCGGCAAAUUCUUCCUUUGGGUAGUAAAAUUCAAUUCUCUAAACGAAUUAGUCGAGUACCACAGAACGUCCUCGGUGUCGCGUUCGCAAGACGUCAAAUUGAGGGAUAUGGUGGCAGAAGAGUAUUUGGUGCAAGCCCUGUACGAUUUCACUCCGCAAGAGGUGGGCGAGCUCGAAUUCAAAAGGGGCGAUGUGAUCACGGUGACGGAUCGCACGGACCAGCAUUGGUGGCACGGGGAAAUCGGCCAUCGCAAAGGACUCUUCCCCGCUACAUAUGUGACGCCUUAUCAUUCGUAAAUUCGUUUUUAAUCGAGAGAUUGUCCGAGGAUGGGAACGUGCACACGAAGGUUUUAUUUUCCAACAAAUUUAAAGGCAUUAUUUUUUUAAUCGAGAGUUACCUAAAUUGAAUACUAUGAAAAUUUAUUUUAUCGGUUUGUUGUCAAGGAAUCCGCGUUUAAUAGUGGAUAAAUAGCUCAAAUUCGCAUUUAUAUCGAUUUUAUUUGGCUCAAAUCUUCUGCGUAUAAAAAUAGUCGUUUCAAAAAAAAUCUAUAGUAUUAAAAGGAGUCUUUUUAAUUUCGUAUUAGUGAAAUUACUGGAAUACCCUCUCAUAAUUAAGUAAAUCUGUUUAGGCUAUCUACUUCUAAUCGUCUGAUAUUGUGUAAAAUAUAUUAAAAGAAAAAAAAAUGUUAGAUUCUAUCCUCCUGUCGCUAACUGAUAUCUCUGGUGGUUAGGGAGACGUUUACCAAUUUUUGAGGCACACUGUAGUUAAAAAAACAAAUCGAGAUUCAAAUAUUUGCUGAAGGGUGAAUGUAUCAAAGAGCUUAUUUUUUUAGAUUACAUUAAUUAUACAAUUUGAUAUGACGUUUAUAUCCUAAAAGAAGAAAAAUUGGCGAAAUUCGUUUGUAUUUGUUUAUUGUGAUGCUUAAUGUUUAGCGCUACGUGUUUAAUUUUUUAUUAUGAAAGCAUUGAAAAGCUGUGAAAAUUUUUAAAUGGGUUUUAAUUAGUACGUGGGAAGUUACUUUGUUUCGCAUUAUUUUUUUAAAUGAAUCGUUCAUGUAAUUCCGAUUUAGUUAGUUUUAAAAAAUUUAUACUUUUAUCAAGGUUCUCUUAUAAUCUAUUUUAGAUGUUUAAACAUCUGUUUCGAUCAUUACAAUGUAUUUUUAUUAAAUUUUCUCAAUGGAAUUAAUCAUUACAAAGUAACUAUAUUAUAAAAUGUUCGAGUAGAACCCCAUACUUUGAUAACGAUUUCAUUUUUUCAUAAUAAUAAGGUCUGUUUGGGGAAAGUUGGUUUGAUAUUGGAAUUCAUAUUUUAUCAAGAUUUGUAACAAUUAAAUGGUGUUAAACAACUUUGAUUUACAAACCCUUUAUGAUUAUUUGUAACAGGAGACAAUUUUUUACUUACAUUAUGUCUAUUUUUAAAUUAACUAGUUUUAGUAUUAACUUUUAUGUUAUAUACUUUAAUGAAAAAUCGUUAUUUUCGUUUAAUUUUUAGCCAAUAUAAUUAAUUCCUACGAUUAUUAGUUAGUAGGCGAAACCCAUAUUUUUUUCAUACAUACCGUUAAGUGUCUACUUUUCUUUUUUAAUGAAAUCGUUUUUGAAAAUCACGGAGACGCACAAUGACUGAGAAUUAAACGAAUUAUUAAAGCGUUACAAAUAAGUUUUUUGUAAAUUGUUUUGCUGUAGUAACAAGAAAAAAAUGAUCCAACGAAGAAAUUUAAUGUAGCUUUAAAAGAAGAUAUACUCUAUAAGCAAAACACCAAUUUUAUUUAGGAUGGAAUAUGGUGAGAAAAUGACAGAAGCUGUGUUGUAGUUUUUACUUUAUUAUCCCAUAUUUUGAUCUGAUGAUAGCCAAGAUGCCAUUUAUUUAUACAAUGUUGAUCAUACAAUCAUUAGUAUGCCUUACAUCAAUGACAUACUUUUUCUAAUUACAAAACUAUUAUAUUCUAUUCCGGUUUUAUGAUAAGCAUUGUAUAUUUCUUUAUAUUGUUUAUUGUAGUUUAUAUAUUGAUAUUUUAUUCUAAUUCCGCAUUUUUGUGUAAAUAUGAACCAAUAGUUUUUGCCAAUUUUUAAAUUCGCAUUUUAUUAGAUAAUUCACUUAUAAUUUGGCAUUAACUAAUUUUUUUGUCGGUUUUUAUGUAAAUACUAACUUUAGGUUAUCAAUAUAAGU
Messenger RNA from Phyllotreta striolata, 2979 nucleotides. NCBI's taxonomy places the organism in Eukaryota, Metazoa, Arthropoda, Insecta, Coleoptera, Chrysomelidae. The record is from the annotation of a GenBank genome assembly.